AUGGCAGAGCGCGCACUUGAACUUCUUGCACUGCCGAACGAUCAGCCGGCUUUGUUGCUAGAUAUUGGAUGUGGCUCUGGGUUGAGUGGAGAUGUGCUUUCGGAUGCUGGCCACGAAUGGAUAGGGAUUGAUGUCAGUAAUGCCAUGCUCAAAGUUGCUCAGGAUGAUCGCGAAGUAACAGGAGAUCUUCUGCUGGGCAAUAUGGGUCAUGGACUUUCUUUUAGGGCCGGUGCUUUUGAUGGAGCCAUUAGCAUAUCAGCUAUACAAUGGUUAUGCCAUGCUAACUCCCGUGAUGAAAAUCCCCAUAAAAGACUACUGCGUUUUUUUCAGUCCCUCUAUGCUUGUCUAGGUCGUGGUGCUCGGGCAGUGUUCCAAUUCUAUCCGGAAAAUGAUGGCCAGAGCAAUUUGAUUUCUGACCAGGCAGCUAAGGCGGCUUUCUUUGAAUGUUUGAAAGAUGUAUCGACACUUAUUUUUUUUAGGAUUUAUUUAGUCUUAAUGACAGGAGGCGUAAGGCAGCUGCCAAGAGCACUCACGGGGGCAGAAGAAGACGGUAAAUGCAUUUCGAACGUUGGAAGGAGAAAUUUCAAUAUUUUGAGAAGGGCUAAGGAGAAACCUAGGAAAGGCAGUAAAGCUUGGAUUGAAAUGAAGAAGGAAAGAGCAAGGAAGAAGGGAAAAGAUGUUCGCGAGACUUCGAAGUACAGUGGCCGCAAACGACGGAGGCUUUUUUGA
Messenger RNA from Enterobius vermicularis (human pinworm), 729 nucleotides. Lineage: Eukaryota; Metazoa; Nematoda; Chromadorea; Rhabditida; Oxyuridae. The record is from the annotation of a GenBank genome assembly.